UUGAAACAUGAUUAUACGAGUGAGAAACCAACGCAAACACCGAGAGUCCAAGAGCUGGAAAGCAGCGUCUGAAUUCGAUGGCGAAAGAGGGAAGCGACAUUGAUGAAGUGAACGACGCAAUGGAAGGCGCGGGAGAAGAAGAAGAGGAAGAAAACGCGGCACAGGAGGAAGGUGACAUGGAAGAAGAAGACGAGGAGUAUACUUUCAGGUUCAAAAAUGGCAUGAAUCCAUUGGACUUCAUCGAUAACAAUGAUUCCGGCGUUCAAACCUACCAGCGAUUCGAGCGUCUUGAACAGGAAGCCCUCGCCGAUAAAAAACGAAAAGCAACUGAUCAAUGCGAGAGUGAAGGACCACCUUCUAAGAUGGCCAGGGAAGAUGAUAUUUCUGGGGUAAAGAUAGCUGAGAUAAUGGAAGCAAUGAAUUAUUAUGGUGUUCGCAAGAGAUCGAGAAAGGUUAAAAAAAGAGGCAGGCGAAAAGGAUCAAAGAAUAAACUUGACCCUAAGCUAACACGAAUGCUGGGCGAUGCCACACUUCACUAUGCAUGUGGCCAUUAUGACAAGGCUAAAGCUGUGUUGCUUGAAGUUGUUAGGCUGGCACCAAAUUUACCUGAUUCGUAUCACACCCUUGGACUUGUCUAUAGUUCACUCCAGGAUUAUAAAAGAGCCAUGGGUUUUUACAUGAUCGCUGCUCACUUGACUCCAAAAGAUUCAUCUCUUUGGAAAAUGAUUUUUACCUGGUCCAUAGAACAAGGUUAUAUUGGUCAGGCCCGUCAUUGUCUUUUAAAAGCAAUAACAGCAGAUCCCAAAGAUGCUACUCUUAGAGGUCAUCUUGCAAGGCUUUAUGUUGAACUUGGAGAUUAUCAAAAAGCUGCUGUGGCAUAUGAGCAAGCAUACCAACUUUGUUGUGAGAAUGUUGAUGCACUGAAAGCAGCUGCUAAGUUCUACAAAAUAUGUGGUCAAGUUGAAUACUCUGUUCGCAUUCUUGAAGACUAUCUUAAGAGUCAACCUGACGGAGCAAAUGCAGGCGUAGUUAAUCUGCUGGGUACCAUAUUGAUGGAAACUAAGGCACAUGACAGAGCUCUGCAGUAUAUUGAACGUGCUCAGGUGGUAAAUGCGGAGAAAGAAUUGCCUUUAAAUUUGAAAAUUAAGGCCGGAAUUUGUCAUCUUCAUCUCGGAAACAUGGAGAUGGCUCAGGUUCUCUUCAAUGAUUUGAAACCAGAGAAUGCAAGCAACCAUAGUGACUUGGUUACUGAGGUUGCAGACUCAUUAGUGGGUCUUGAACAUUAUAAUUCUGCUUUGAAUUAUUAUCUGAUGUUGGAACGAAAUAGUGGAAAUGAAAAUGGUCUUCUGUAUCUGAAAAUUGCUAGAUGUUAUCUGUCCUUGAAAGAAAGGUCACAAGCAAUUCUCUUUUUUUCUAAAGCCCUUAAAAUGCUACAAGAUGAUGUUGAUGCACGCAUAAGUCUGGCUUCUCUUCUGCUUGAAGAGGGAAAAGAAGAUGAUGCCAUUUCCUUGCUGUCUCCUCCAAAGGAUUCUGACUCUGGAGAAGCGCAUUCUGAAAAGUCAAAUAGAUGGUGGGUUGAUGUAAGAAUAAAACUGAAGCUCUGCAACAUAUAUUGGAAUAGAGGGACACUUGAUGAUUUUGUGGAUGCACUUUUCCCUUUGAUUCGUGAGUCAUUGUAUGUUGCAACUCUUCGACAAAAGGGUAAAUCAAAAAGGCGACUUUCCAAAAGAGAUCUGGUUGAAAGGAUUAAGGUACUGGAGGGUCCGGAAAAGGAUAAUGUAUUUCGAGGAUUCAGGCCAGUAGCUGCACCAUCUGAUCUGUUGAAAGCUUCCAGGGCAAAAAAAUUGCUCCAGAAGAAAGCAAUCGAAAAGGAGAAAAGAAAAGCUGAGGCACUGGCCUCUGGAUUUGACUGGCUAAGUGACGAUUCAGAUGAUGAGCCUCAGAAAGAAAACAGAGAACCUCCCUUGUGUAAUAUUCUCAAAGAUGAAGAACAUCACCAGCUUAUAAUUGAUUUGUGCAAGGCAUUGGCAUCCUUGCAAAGGUAUUGGGAAGCACUGGAGAUUAUUAAUCUCACUCUAAGAUUGGCUCAUUCAUCUCUGUCUACUGAGAAGAAGGAGGAACUUCGAUCUCUUGGAGCUCAAAUGGCAUACAACACCACUGAUCCUAAACAUGGGUUUGAUUGUGUAAAAUACAUUGUUCAGCAACAUCCACACAGUUUUGCAGCUUGGAAUUGCUACUACAAGGUUAUCGCAAGAUUGGAAAACCGUGAUACAAGACAUUACAAAUUUCUACGUUUCAUGCAAGGAAAAUUUGUGGAUUGUGUGCCUCCUAUCCUCAUUUCUGGGCAUCAGUUUACCUUAUUUAGCCAUCAUCAAGAUGCAGCGAGGAAAUACCUUGAAGCUUAUAAACUAUUGCCAGAGAAUCCAUUGGUUAAUCUUUGUGUUGGAACCGCCUUGAUUAACUUAGCAUUGGGUUUCAGACUUCAAAAUAAGCAUCAAUGUGCUGUACAAGGUUUAGCAUUCCUCUACAAUAAUUUGAGAAUCUGCGAGAACAGCCAGGAAUCACUGUACAACAUAGCUCGGGCAUAUCAUCAUGUUGGUCUUUUAACUCUGGCGGCUUUGUAUUAUGAGAAAGUGAUUGCUAUUUGCCAGAGAGACUAUCCGAUUCCAAAACUUCCAAAUGAGAAUCCAGAUGUCGUGGAAAAUCUUAAACCUGGUUACUGCGAUCUUCGCAGAGAGGCCGCAUACAAUUUGCAUUUGAUCUACAAAAGAAGUGGUGCUCUUGAUCUUGCUAGGCAAGUUCUCAAAGAUCAUUGUACCUUGUGAGUUCACGUGUACCUUAUCAACAACAAUCGUCUUGUUCUUGCAGGGCUUAUGUACAGAUUUUCUUUAAGAAAUUUGCAAUGCAAUAUUUAUAUGGUUUUGCUUCGUA
Molecule: messenger RNA, 2931 nt
Organism: Cajanus cajan (pigeon pea)
Lineage: Eukaryota; Viridiplantae; Streptophyta; Magnoliopsida; Fabales; Fabaceae
Product: tetratricopeptide repeat (TPR)-containing protein
Biological process (GO): transcription by RNA polymerase III
Cellular component (GO): transcription factor TFIIIC complex
Molecular function (GO): protein binding
Source: RefSeq, a predicted model, not a curated record